Messenger RNA from Cephus cinctus (wheat stem sawfly), 3676 nucleotides. RefSeq lists its product as uncharacterized. The transcript is spliced from 10 exons. Gene Ontology annotation, molecular function: chromatin binding. The record is from RefSeq and is a predicted model, not a curated record. Gene Ontology annotation, biological process: meiotic chromosome condensation; mitotic sister chromatid separation. The coding region runs from base 303 to 2543 and encodes 746 amino acids. Lineage: Eukaryota; Metazoa; Arthropoda; Insecta; Hymenoptera; Cephidae. Gene Ontology annotation, cellular component: condensin complex; nucleus.
CAUUUCAUACAAUUUGAGCGUGUCUCUUCCGAACACUUCGCGCUUCUCUUUAAGCUACCUCUUCUUUUUAACCCUUUAUCGGUACUGUGAGGUCGCCACCGGGCUUGUCACUCGCAACUUUAUCCACCCUGAGGUCUUAGGAGGUCAUUGAUACUGGUCACGACCUGCCCUGAGAAUGUUUUGUUAGAAUUAUUAAUAAUUGUUCUUCGCCCUUUAUGAAUUCACUUUGAUCUAAUCUACUUUAUCUAGGAUGUUCUUUCCAUCGUGUAGUUUUGUCCUGGUUUCACCUAGUGCUUAAGGCAAUGCUUAAUAAAAUUUUAAGCAACAUGUCGACGCUUGAAAAUCUAAGCUCGCGUCUCAUGAUGCCUGCUAAAGAUCUGGCAGAUUGGAAUUUUCCUCUGGCACAGGUUUUAGAAGAGUAUUACAAGCUUCUCGAUAAACCCAGUGAAAUUAACUAUGGUGAAGCUGCUUUAGUGGUGCAGAAUUCUACUAAUGUGUAUUCGAGACGUGUAGAGUACUUAUUCGAUAAAACUGUUCGAAUGGGUGAAAAUCUUCAUAAUAGUCAAUCUAAUGAGGGAGAGAAAAAAGAUGCGACGAAAGAGAAAAAGUCCAAGUCCAAAUCAAAUUUCGAUUUCAAUGACUUUGAGUCUAUCAAUCUCAGCAAGGAAAUCGGCAAGAGCAUCAACCUGAAGGAACAACGAACUAAUCGUAAAUCGAUUAAAUUACUAAAUAGAAGAUUUACUCAAUUAGAGACUAAUAACUCGCAUUUAAUAUCGCCCGUCGAGAUCCUGGACAUUCAUGGAGAGAUCAUCGGGAAGAAAUAUGAUUUUCGGUGUAACCAACAGGUGACUAUGACUGGUAUGCUCGUGGAUGAGCUCACACCGAAUGACUUUCCGGUAGUCACUGACAUGCUAGACAAUAAUGCUCUCUUGAAUCCUACACAGUCAUCAGGAUACUGUUCAGACUCUCAUCAGGAUUGCGAACCAAGACACAGUGAACUUAGCUCUGAGUCCAACCGUAAGACCAGGUCGUUAAACGUUUCCGGUUCCAGUUUUGAUGACCUUCUGGAGACCACUGUUGUAUCAAACCAGCAUGAUUCAGAUUACUGUUCUUUAACGGCGAGCUCAGAGCUUUCACCAGGUAGCCUAAAAAACUACACUUCUAUCGGGAACAGGACUUCCAGUCCGGAUAGACUUAGCAAUGACUAUGUCGAGCAUGACAGGGAGGACUUUAGCGAGCUGACGCUAACAGAGAAUGUCAAUUCUCCUACCGGAAGCCACGACGCUGAUACCAAUAUAAUCAGCAAUAAUCCUGAAGAUGAGGAAAGGACUAUUACAGAUUGUCAGUGUAACGAUAAGGCCGAUUCAAACGAAAGGCAGACAAGUUCACAAGAAGUUGAUACAACUGAGAAUAAUUCAAAUAGAGAACGAACCAUUAGGGGAUGUAGUUCCAGUGAACGUGAUGAUGAUACUGUCAAACUUCCGGUCGAACUAGAACAGCGAAGAAGUAAGAGAUUAAAAAAUGCAAACGCAGCUGCCAAUGAUGACAAUACAAAAGUAUUAGAACCAAUACCAUUUAAAUGUGGUGUACCGGAAAAGUUACCAAAGCGUCGUACACAGUUCAAGCUACCCUGCCACAUAUCUCUGCUAAAAUUCAAAUCUGAAUCUCGUAAACGGAAACCAAUAUCAGAGGCAAAACGGAAGCAGCGUCUAACUAGGAAUAUCUUAGAAUACGAGUCAGAGCGCAAGAAGAUGACCAUGUAUUCACCAACUAAACAAAUGUUUACUAUCUACAAGAAAGAGGAACUUGAAGAGUUCCAAAAGACAUGCGAUCUCUGUUUCAAGAGUAUACGUGAUUACGACAUCUAUAAUUAUGAACCAGUAAGCACCAUCACGAUGGACUUGCUUGGGUUCAAAUCAAAUUUCGCCAACAAUGAUCCACUGGUGGAUCAAUUACCUUACACGACACAGAAUACCUCCGGUUCUGCGAACAUCAUCUCCACGCAGUCCAGACUCUCGCCACAACCUAGUACAUUUACACCGCCUGACACACCAGAACCCGAGGAAACAUUUAUCGCGGAUUGUUCCAUGGACUUCGAUCCAGAAAUCCAGGAUGAUGUACCGAACUACCAGACCCUGAUAGAGCGUAGAAUGUUACAGCUUCUCCAGGAGUCUGACGUUCAGACAGAGCUGGAGCAGAGGGUAUUAAAUUGGCACAAAAGUCUUAAGCCAAAACUCCUGGAAGCUGAACGAAGGGCUACGUUUCAUAUACAUGAGUACAGUGAACGAAUCCUGGAGAAUCUUUGUGAUGCUAGCACCAAGAAACUAUCAUUUGAGAGUACAUUUCACCAGGAGUCACCGACCGAAGUCGCCCGGUACUUCUUAGCUACGUUACAACUAGCAAAUUCCUACAAUAUUGCCAUCGAGCAUGACGAAGACCUUCAUCAGGAUAUGGAGUUAAUUCUACUUAAUUCAGAAACCUCUACCUCGACCGCAAUAUCGGUAAUCUCUAAAACAAAUUCCAAAAAAAGAAGGCACUUAUAAAAUAAUAUCAAUUCGAACUAUCGGACGUGCUCAUCUUCGUGGGUGAUUCUUUAACUUAACCAUUUUAACCAGUGACUUUUGCGCGUCACUUCUCAAUUACUUUUUGUACGUUCAUUUUAAAAUGGAGAAAAAUGGUUCAAAGGCAAAAGUACAAUGCAGUUAAGGUGCUUAUGAUUUCUUAUUAUAGUUUAAUACCAAUCAAUUGGAGAUUAUUAUAUUUUUGUUUUCUUUCUUUAUUUUCUACUUGAUAAUACAUAUGUAAAACUCGACGUUUUAUAGAAAAUAAGAUAAAGACCAGUCUGCUUUUUUUUUUCGAGGUUUACAGAUGAUCGACUUGGUAUUUCUCUAUUUUUUUUAUUUUCAAUUUUACUAGUUUUACAAUCACUCUUGCAUGACGACAGAACAUCACGUUCGAUGCUACAUUACGAAACUAUUUGCGUCAACAGUUUCUUUAAGAUUUUCUGAUAAUUGAAUGCAUUUAUUAGUUAUCAAUGUCAAUAGCUCAGCUAGAGACAUUGUCUUGUUUUCUUUUAAUGUGAUGCAGCUCAGCUAAUUAAUUAAUUAGCAGCUCAUUUAAUUAAUUUUUUGAAUUAUUCAAUUCUAUAAUUUUCUGUGUCCUCCCAGUGGCGAAUUUUUGUACAUAGUACUAUAUGCGAAUAUGCCUAUAAUAAUAGCUAUAACGUAACGUCUAUCCAGUCUUUAAUUUUAUAAAUCAAAAGAGGCAAACAAAAGAAGAGAAAAGUAAAAUGUUAAUACCCGUUCUAGGAAGUAUAAAAUGUAUUUUUCUACUUACGAUUGUUAAAUAAUCCGUAGGAUGUGGUAGUAAGUAGCUCCUUUAAUUUAUUCUUCAAACUGGUGAUCUUGAAUAAUUUAUUGUGGCCGGACUAUCCCUGCCAGCGGUUUAAUAAAGGUCUAUUAGCCAAUCAGCAUGAUGCUGGUUUGAACACUGAGACAUGUGGUGGUGGAAAAAGUUGUUGGAGCUGAUACGAUAUGUCAAAAUUUAUCUUUCGUUUUUUCUUAUCCUAUAAGACAGUUGUUCUUGUACUUGUAAGACUUUACGUUCAACAUUCCUUUGUAGUGUGAGCAGUUGUACAAAAGAUGAUUAUUAAUGAUAAUAAAGUUUACUUUAUGAA